This is a messenger RNA of Funneliformis geosporum, 1947 nucleotides long. The record is from the annotation of a GenBank genome assembly. Lineage: Eukaryota; Fungi; Glomeromycota; Glomeromycetes; Glomerales; Glomeraceae.
AUGUCAACAAAUAGAAUAUUAAUAAAAAAGAGUAAGGUUACGUUGAGUCAGCCUCCACUUGUUAUUGGCCGAGGGGCAAUGGGAGAAGUAUACUUGGCCAAUUUUCUGGGAAAACCUGUGGUCGUUAAAAGGAGUCAGCGAGAAAUAGAUAUAUUACUAAAGGAAUAUAGUAACUACUUCAAAUUACAAAAUCACAACAAUAUACUAAAAUUCUUCGGAGUGAUAAGAGAAGAUCGGUAUACAUUUUCAUUGGUAUUGGAAUACGCGCCCAAUGGAAGUUUAUCGAGUUAUCUUAAAUCUCAUACAGUAAUAUGGAGUGAAAAAGCAAGAAUUUGCAGAGACAUAGCACUCGGACUAAUGCAUUGUCACGAAAAUAAUGUACUACAUUUCGAUCUUAAACCCGAAAAUAUCUUGCUGGACCAGGCUUGUGUUCCAAAGUUGGCCGAUUUUGGUAUUUCCAAGACAAAGAGUCAGAUGGUGUUGGAUAAUGGAAAAGCUGGUGGCACUUUAAAUUAUGUGGCACCGGAACGCGUAUGUUUGGAACUGAAAAUGAGAGAAUUCUUUGACAACCAUCCAAAACUUUCCGACAUAUAUUCAUAUGGGUUGAUAUUGUGGUCAGUUGCCAAGGACGGAGAGCACCCUUACGAAGGAAUGCAUGAUGAUGAAAUUAGAGAACAUAAAAGAAAGACUCAAGCAAUAUAUUACUUGCUGGAGCAACUUCCUGCGGACACGCCGCAAAGUUUCAACCAGCUUAUAUUUGAUAUGACGCUAUACACCCUCGAGUACAAAGACAAUUUACCCGUUGAUGAUUUGGAUUCUUCUGAUGAAGAACGUGAUUACUCCGUGUCAAGCAGCAAGCCAGUAUCCCCAUCCACCACAUCCACAACAAUUGAAAGCACACUUGCAAGUGACAAGGAAAUUACAUAUACUGAAAGAUCAACGGAACCAAGGCCAUUAAGCAUAUCAUCAAGCGUUUAUCGAUAUUUAAAAUCGUUGGUUACUUCCCCCCCAACAUUGUACGAGGAUAAAAACCCAAUGGGAGCUGAGAGUCCCAAAUUAGAUGAUAUUGAUCGUAACAACAGGCGUUAUAGUGAGAGUAGUAACAAUAAGCGAGAUAGCGUUUCUAGUAGUCAUAGACGUGAUUCCGGAGUUGAUCGAAAAUCACAGAGUACGUUGAUUGGCUCGCCGUUAAUCCCUAAACCUCCUCCAUUUGAAACAAAUAUAUUAAAAAUUACAGAUGCAGAUCAAGAAUUGAUGGAAGGAGUUUUUAACAUAUGUGAUUAUUGGGAGAAAUUCACUGAUGAUGUUAUCAAAAGGAAAUUUGAAAAUCUAUGCUACGAUAAAAAUAAGAAACCCAAAGAUUUAUUAACAAUCUUCGAAAAUUACCCAUCAAAGUCUGCCGAUUAUUAUUUUGCUUAUGGGUUCAUGAAAGAACAUGCUUUUGGAAAGGCUAAAGACCCGAAAAUGGCAUUUGAAUAUUAUGCUAAAGCGGCGGAGUUAGGUGAUCCAAGAGGACUUGUCUUUGUAGGUUGGUGUCAUUAUAAAGGAAUGGGAACUCCCAAGGAUCCGAAUAAAGCGUUUCUUAGUUUCCAAAGAGCAGCAAACUAUGGGUGUGUAUCAGCACACAACAAUGUGGGAUGGUGUUAUGAUAUUGGAUUUGGAACCGAAACAGACCCCUAUAAAGCUUUUGAAUUUUUUAAAGAAGCUGCGGAUAAAGGAUACGCGACAGCGCAAUGCCGCGUUGGAGUCUGCUUUGAAUAUGGAAGAGGAACGGUGAAAAGUCUAGAUAGAGCUCUUGAAUGGUAUACUAGAGCGGCUAAUAACGGACACGAAACUGCAAAAAGAAGAGUGGCUGAAUUGUCCAAAUUGAUUCGUCGUGAAAGUAGCAGAAGAAGAAGCUUUUUGGAACGAGUGUUGUAUGGUCCAUUUAGAUCUAGCACAACUUAA